Armigeres subalbatus is the source of this 2187-nucleotide messenger RNA. RefSeq lists its product as uncharacterized. The coding region runs from base 173 to 1603 and encodes 476 amino acids. The record is from RefSeq and is a predicted model, not a curated record. NCBI's taxonomy places the organism in Eukaryota, Metazoa, Arthropoda, Insecta, Diptera, Culicidae. The transcript has 8 exons.
GUGCACCGAUCCCGAUGGUUUCAAGUUCAUUCCGUGUUUGGAUCUCGCGCAAAACGGUCAUAACUAAUAACUGGUCUGCUUUGUCGGUGCUGUGCUUGCGAAGAAGUUGACGAUCGAGCUAGUGAUCAAGUGGAAAGUGAAUCAUCGCUAAGCCGGGAGCUGCUGUCUUCGAAUGAGCAACUGUCGGGGGCUGAUGCGGUGGAAAUACCAGCUAAGCUGCCGAUUAUUGGAACCGAGAGUAAUGAAGCGUUCGAGCACGAGAAUGGAGCAGAAUUGGAGCUUUCGGAUACUGAUAAUGGUGUUUGCAGCGCUUCUUCCACUGGUCCGCGCGCAAGACUACGACGUGACUGAUAUUCAGUGCUCGUUUGCAUCACAGGGGUCCAACCUGGGUGACAUCAUAACGGCCAAGCUGAAGAAACCGAUCGGAUUCAAGGGGGCACCCCUGUUCGCGGACGACCGUGCAGUGAACCCGGAAGCCGACUUCGCAUGCUCCAUCAAGCAGGACCGUAAAGACCCCAGCGACCUUAGCUUCGACCUCAAGAUCACCGACUUCUCACGGUGCGGCGUGCUUAAGAGGAAUGGGUUUGUCCAUGUGCGAAUCUGGUUCCCACAGUUCCCAUCAGUGGUAAUGCAGUCUGAUCAGGAGUUGAUCAUCAUGUGCAAACCACCGGAGCCUACAGUUAUUCAAAAUAAGGCUGCUGGAUUUGCUGGUAGUUUCCCCCAUGGAGCACGUGUUUCCGGUGUUGUAGAAGAAACUCCAGGUCGUCUGGAAUACGAAGUAGCCCUAUAUAAGGAAGCACCUCCGAUCGCAAGAAUUGCUGGCAUGAAAAACCUUUCUUCCAACUCUUUACCCUCGGUUACCAACAAUGAAGUUCCAGUCGAUCAAGCUGUUCCUAUUGGAACGAAACUGCAGCUAAGAGCCCGAAUUAGUGCACAAAGUGUUUGGAAGUAUGUCAAGCUGUUGGAGGUGACCGUUUCUCCUGAUCCAGAUGAUCCUCAUGCUUCUGGUUCCGUUUCGUUGGUUCGUGAUGGCUGCCGUAAUCGCGAUUUUGCUUCGAUUAUUCCUCACCAGCCAGCUAGGUAUCGAGACAAACCGAAUGAAGUAUUCUUGGAUUUUGAAGCUUUCCUGCUAAGCUCGAUGAAGGAACGCAGCACACUUUGGAUCCAUUCUCAAAUAAAAGCCUGUAUGGACGCGAUGGAUUGUCAACCGGACUUCUGCUUGGAUCUGUAUGAGCCUACCAAGCGAAAGGGGCUAGGAAGACGCCGUCGCUCGGUAGGAGAAGUUGCUCACGGAAAUCUUUUGUCUAUGAUCGGACACGAUCGACAUCGCCGAGCUGCGCUAAAUACGACCGAAUUCACAAAAUUCAAGGAGAAUAUUGAAUACACCGUGAUCAUGCCGGGUCAGUAUGAUGAUCUGAGGUACAAGGAGGUUCCAGAUCAAUGCAAGAAUUUUGUAUUGAUCUCUGGUCUGCUUGCCGGAUUGCUGGCUCUUUCGACGAUAAUUACUUGUGGUUUGGCAUCACGACUUCAAGGCAAUGGGAAGAAGUCUUCGAUCGACGAACUCAACGUCAAAGGUUACUCCGGUCGGGCUAUCGUCCAGUGAUAUGUGCAAAGCUCUAUUUUUUCUCCAACCACCCAAUUAAGCAACCGCGAUCCAAAAUGUUACAUCAAAGAAUUCGUCACCUCCUGCAUCCAGUAAAUGAAUUACCCAAUCAAGCAAUUAGACUAUGAGCGCUACAGAACAUUGUAUAAAUUUAAGAAGCUAGGCAAAACAAAUAGUUAGAUUGUAAGUUGUAGCAUCCAUCUUGAGGGAUCAGAGACAACAAUUGGAAAACUGGCAACACUGUGACAUAAGCCCAAUUUUUAAACCUUCCUACAUUUUCGUUCGGAGAAAAUUAAUUUAAAAAUUGGGCUUACCAGUUCCGGAACCAGUGCUACGUGUAGAGAAAAUCGAAUGGUAACACACGCAACGUAGAACUGCAUUUCUCCUUUUAGAACAAGCGAAAAUCCGAGGCUGGUAGUGCACUUGCUGCCAGCUAAAGCAUUUAAUGUAAACGUCUAUUUAUUGAUAUUUUUCGAGUAAGAUUAUUUUAACUAGAUAGCAAGUGCGCAGCAGAAUCAUUCCGAACUAGGCGUGAAUUGUACAGUGAUUUUAUUCGUUAAUAAAUAGUUGAGUUUCAAUAUGAA